Molecule: messenger RNA, 1987 nt
Organism: Cuscuta campestris
Lineage: Eukaryota; Viridiplantae; Streptophyta; Magnoliopsida; Solanales; Convolvulaceae
Source: the annotation of a GenBank genome assembly
AGUAUUCAGAGCUUUCACCGGUCAAGUUUCUUUUCCAGCCCUCCGAGUCAAGUAAGUCCCCCUCUCCUUCUGUACUUUUCCCGGCCAUGUCUCCUGUUAGCGAUAGGGUCUCUUCCUCAGAGGACUGCUCCUCUGAGAACUUCAACUCUUCUUCCUCGACCGGGUCUUCUUCUUUGAACUCUUCGCCCGGUCAGGUUCCCAACUCUUCCAUUCCCGACCCGCACCCUGUAAAUCAGGUGCCCGGUGAAACUUUUGUGGGGAGGGUUGACCCGGUUGAUGAUGAACCGGGUCCCUAUGAUCCCGAAAACGAAACCCGGGAUGCGUGGGAGGCGCGGCUCCAUGCUGCCGGUUACUUCCCACUCCCCACCUUUUAUGUUCUUGACAUCCCUUCACGCGUAUCCAAAAUCGCCCUGAACAAAAUUCGUAGGAGGCUCCCGGAUGGGUAUACCCUCCUCUACGAACCCAACUGGCCCAAUAUCGUAGAGCCCCACCGGGAGGAUAGGAUAGGGUUCCAUACUAUUUCCCUGGAUGCGGGCAUAGUUUUUCCCCCUCGCCCCCUCCUUACUGAAGUAUGCCACGCGUUUAGGAUUUUGCCCGGCCAAAUAACUCCUAACGGCCACCGGUAUCUUCAUUCUUUCGUAAAUAUUUGCACCCAUCUGGAAAUCUUCCCCUCUUUGCGUCUUUUCCUUUUCUGUUUCGAAGUCCUACCGGGCGGAUCCGGCUGCGAAGGUUUUGUAUUCUUCAAAGCCCGCACCGGUAGGAAAUUCAUUUCCGAAGUCCCCCAGAGUAACCGGGGAUGGAAGGAAAAAUUUGUUUUCAUUGAGUUUCCCCCCUUCUUUACUCCUCUGGCCGGUCUGAAAUGGAACGACCAUCUCCUUGACCAAGAGUAUGCUGCACCGGCCUCCUCCCCAGACUUGGAAGCCAGUCUCGAGAUCCUCAUGCGCGGGGAUCCUCAAACCGGGAGGAUCUUCCAUCAAGGCAGCUGGGUUUGGAGGGUGGAUUCGGGUGGUGAGGGUACCUCCCAGGCCCAUGAAGCAGCGGGGCGCGGGGUACCCUCCCCGGGCAACACUGCGGAGGCUGAGGGCAACUCCCACCCAGAUAUGGAGUUCGAAGAAUUCGCCAUCCCCGAAGAUCAACCAGCGGGGGAGACCGGGGGCUCCCAAGCCAAUCCUGCCAGGACUUUCCCGGUCAAUCCAGAGACCGUGGAAAUCCUGGACGAGGAUGAACCCCGAGACGACCGGUCUAAGGGGAAGGAGAAGGAGAAGGCCGGCCGCCGGGUGAAAAAGGUGGCGACCACGCACCCCUCCUAUGCCAAGAAGAGAGCCCGGUCAGAUCCUAAGCCGGCCGGCCAGACCGUCGAGGAGGCCUUCGUCAACCUUGGAUUGAGGCUGAAGGAGGCGGGGGAGAUUGGACCCCUCACAGCCGACCGGCUUGGUUUGGGCUCUCCCUCCGAGAUUGCCCGGCUGAAGGAGGAGAAGGAGGAGAUGGCCCUCCUCCUGAGGAGCCAAGCUGAAGAGCUGAUCCGGCUUUCUGGGCUGGCCGGGGCAAUGAAGACUGAGAUCUCCCAGCUGAAAAAGGAGAACGGCCAGCUUCUGGGCGAAGUCUCUGAAGCCAAGAGGGAGCUGGCGGAGAAGCUCUUGUACCGGGAGCCUGAAGGAAAGAAGAUGAUUACCGCCAUUGGGUCCUUUGGAUUCAAGAGUGGUCAGAAGAAGGACCGGGCUGCCUGCCACCGGAUCUUGAAGAAAAGAGACCCAGAGUUCUCCGCAGCUUCUUACGGCCUGGCAUCCAUCCCGGAGGAAGAGCCUACUCCCCCCUUUCCCCUAGAUUAAGAACUCCCCGGCCUUGGCCGGUUGCUUUGUAAACUUAAAACCUUAUUUUCCCGGGAAUGCCCGGUGUAAAUGUAAAACAUUUAACAUUCUUAUUUCCUUCGAAUGCCAUGUUUUCUUUUCGUACCGGUUAAUCUUCCACUCCUGAUUGCUUGUUUGAU